Molecule: messenger RNA, 951 nt
Organism: Coniosporium apollinis CBS 100218
Lineage: Eukaryota; Fungi; Ascomycota; Dothideomycetes
Exons: 2
Coding region: 1-951 (316 amino acids)
Biological process (GO): purine nucleoside catabolic process
Cellular component (GO): cytosol
Molecular function (GO): purine nucleosidase activity
Source: RefSeq, a predicted model, not a curated record
AUGAUGGUUGAAGGAAUGCGGAAAGUCAUAACUACGGGCCGGCCCCUAAGCUUAUCGGGCCUCGACGGCGUCCCCCUCCUCCCCCCAUCGACCACCCCCUCCCUCACGCAUCCCCCCUACACAACCGCCAUAUCCACCGCCCUCCUCGCCCACCCCCCUCAAACCGCCUGGCUCAUCGCCACAGGCGCCCUCACCAACAUCGCGCACCUCUUCCGUGCGCACCCUACCCUAAAAUCCCACAUCGCGGGCCUCAGCAUCAUGGGCGGCGCCAUCGGCAACGGCUUCAGCUCCGCGCCUCUCGGCCGCAAGAAGGGCGAGGGGGAGAGAUUCGGGAACUGGACGCCGUAUGCGGAGUUUAAUAUUUACUGCGACCCGGAGGCUGCAGAGGAGAUCUUGGAGGACGAGGUCCUGGCGGGGAAGACGGUGUUGGUGCCGCUGGACGUGACGCAUCAGGCUAUUGCGGACGCAGGGGUGAGGCGGGGGCUGUUGCACGGUGAGCGUUGGUCCUCCGGUAGUAGUGAUGUAGGGGAAAGGGAUGGGGAAGUGGAGGGACGCAGUUACUCCCCCGUCCGCGCCCUCUUCCACGACGUCCUGACCUUCUUUGGCGAGACCUACGACCGGGAGUUCGGGCUCUCGGCCGGCCCGCCUCUGCACGAUCCGUUGGCUGUAGCGGCUGCGGUGGUGCCGGAGCUGUUUGAUGAUAGGGGCGGCGAGCGGUAUCGGGUUGAGGUCGAUACGAAGGGUGAGCAUAGCGAGGUGCCGGAGGAGGUGCUGCAGCUUGGGAGGACGCGCGUUGAGCUGCUGGAAAGGGGAGAGCCGGGGGUGCGGAUACCGAGGACGUUUGAUGUGGAUGGGUUCUGGUGGAUGAUUGAUUGCGCAUUGGGGAGGGCGGAGAGGGCGACGCCAUUGAGGAGGGAGGAUGUGAGAGCGUGGGCACCGAGGAGUGGUUGA